AUGGCUGCGGGAGAGCCCCCCGUCUUCUACAGGGAGGUUUCUGCAGAGCCCCAGGCCAGUGGCACCGCCAGCCCCGGGAGGCCCGAUGUCCUGUUCCUGCAUGGCCAGGCGUUCACCUCCAAGACGUGGGAGGCCUUGGGCACGCUGGCGCUGCUCGCCGGAGAAGGCUACCGCGCGGUUGCAAUAGAUCUGCCUGGCUAUGGGGAUUCACCCCCAGCAGAGACGGUGGCCACGGCGCAGGGCCGGGUGGAUUUUCUGGAUCAUGUUCUCCAGGAGCUGGGCAUGCGGAUGCCCGUUCUCGUCAGCCCCUCCAUGAGCGGCCGAUUUGCCCUGCCCUUCCUCCUGGCGCGGGGGGACCGGCUGGCUGGCUUUGUGCCUGUUGCGCCCGUGGGCACCAAGGACUACGCUGCUGAGCAGUACCGGCAGGUCCAGACGCCCACCCUGAUCCUGUACGGUGACCGUGACACAAACUUGGCUCCCAAGGCCCUGCAGAGC
Messenger RNA from Leptosomus discolor (cuckoo roller), 495 nucleotides. Its product is annotated as protein ABHD14A. Gene Ontology annotation, cellular component: cytoplasm. NCBI's taxonomy places the organism in Eukaryota, Metazoa, Chordata, Aves, Leptosomiformes, Leptosomidae. The record is from RefSeq and is a predicted model, not a curated record.